This is a messenger RNA of Daucus carota subsp. sativus, 1998 nucleotides long. RefSeq lists its product as uncharacterized. NCBI's taxonomy places the organism in Eukaryota, Viridiplantae, Streptophyta, Magnoliopsida, Apiales, Apiaceae. The coding region runs from base 1 to 1998 and encodes 665 amino acids. The record is from RefSeq and is a predicted model, not a curated record. The transcript has 2 exons.
AUGACUAUCCAGGACAAAUUGACGUUGGCACUGCCAGAUAAAUACAAUUCCUUAUUCUCUUAUGAGAAUCAACCUCAAUCCUCCACUGCUCAGACACAUGAUGCACCAACCUCUGGUCCUUCCCAACAAGCGCCAGUUGUGAAAUCUGACCAUCACUCCCCUAAGAGGAUUCUUAGAUCUUCUAAGUCCUCACCUCAACCCUCACCAUCUCCUCAACCCAAAAGGAAGAGGAAGUUUCUUCAACCUAUCUCAGAUUCUGAUGAUGAAGAUACACCACCUCCUCCAUCACCUCCACCAGUAAAACAAUACAGGAAGAAGAUCAAGCCUACUUCAGUUACUGAUUUGACUGUGGAUCCUCCUGUUGAGUCAGUAGUUAGUCCUCUUGCCAUGGUUACAUCUUCUGAUCCUGUUUUUGUUGAGCCUCUUUCUGCAGUUCCUCUUGAUGAAUCCUCCACUGCAGCUGAUAUUCCUAUAUCAGAAACUACUCCUGAUUUACUAGAUAAAUCAGACGAUCUUCAAGCAGCACCUCCAACUCUUAAUCAGGAAUCUCUGAUUACAGCUGAAAUUCCAGCAGAGUCUACUCUGCCAAUGCAUCAGGAAUCUCUGCUUCAAAUUGAAGACCAAGUUGCAGAUCAUUUUCAGGAGAUCACUUGUGAUGUUCAUUCUGAGGAUGCUACAGAAGCUCUGGCCUCCCAUACACUCAGCAUCUCUGUUGUUGAUGAUGAUGAUGCUACAGAGGUCACCUCUAUUUCAGUACUAGUUCCAAUCUCUGAUCCUUCUCCAGUUAAGGAUUCUGCCUCUGAGCCUCCCAGACCCUCUACUAAGAUAAAUGUUUGUCAUGUGCAAUAUCAUCAGGGUAUGUGCAGAUCUCAAUCUCCCUCUCUUGAAGCCAGAAUUACUAAUAUAGAAGCAACUCAGAAUUCUAUGCAGUCUACUCUGGCAGAAUUGAGCUCCUCUGGGGAGAAAAUUACCAAGGACAAAUGUUCAUCUGAUCAGCCAUUGCAAAAGAAGAAGCCAGGUGAUGAUAAAGAUGGAAAGGGAGUUGGAGAUGGAAACUCUGGAAAGCAGAUUAUAUUGCAGAUUAAAGAUAAAGAGAAAUCUGGCAAUAAUCAAAGGAGUAAUAAGGUUGGAAACUCUGAUAGACUCAGAGAAUCAAAGCAAUCUUCUCUGGAAAUGACUCUUGUUUCUCCAAUUCAAAGUCUGACUGAAGCAGUUAGAAGUUCAGGGUCAAUUUCAAAAGAACUGACUGUAGUUGAUUCUGUGAUGCCAGCAACUGAACAGAAAGGAGAAAAUCUGAUCUCUGAAUCAGAUAAAUUGAUUGAAGCUGGAGAUCCAGAAUUUCAGAAAUUCUGUCAAACUCUGAAGUUUAGAGGAAAGGAAACAACCCUGUUCUACAAGUCCCCAUCUCUUCAAGCAAUUGAUGAAGCUGUUGCAAAGAAAAUAUUUGAAAGGGAGAAUCCAGGGAUAGAUAUUGAAGCUAUCAGACUUGAAGAAGAAAGGUUAGCAGCUGAGAAGAUGAAGAUCAGCAAAUCAAAGUCUGAUAAGCAGAAGCAAAUCAUUGAUCCCUCACAGAAACAGUCAAGACCAAAAGAAAAAGGGAUAGUGAUUGGGGAGAUAAAUUACUCUGAUAUUACAAGACCUAGAACAAGAUCACAAUCAAAUUCUGAGACUGAGUCUAAAAAUAAAGGGAAGAAAGCAGUUGAUGGUAUUCCUAUCCCAAAGAAGACUUCAAUUGUCAAGAUAACACCAGAAGUUUCUUCUCAAAGACUGAUACAGUUGAGCAAAGCUACCAAGAUAAUAUCUGAUGUGUCUGGUAUAAUUGCAGAAGAAGAAGACGUUGGACUGACCAGGAAAAAUAAGACUUCAAAAAAAAUGGUCAAAUCAGCUUCUGACCUAAACUUAACCUCUGACAAUGCUCAAGUUAAGAUUCAAGAAACAAAGGCAAAAUCUGAUCAGUCAGAGUCUAUGGAAAGCCUUAUGGCUGAAAUCAAGCUCUGA